GAUCGUGUCGCCAAUGGCCAGGGUGGGGAGAGAGGCAGCACUCAUUCUGAUCUCUCGGUGUUGGUUUCCUUCAACUCGUUUCUGUUUCUACUCCAUUAGCAACAGAUCCAAGCUCGAGUCUGGAAUUAACAUGGCUUAAUCAUGUUAGGAGCAGCAGUACGGCAUGGAGGAGCUGCAGCAAAUGCUACCGGAGAUGGCACAGGAUUUUGGCUCACCUUCUUGGCCUUGUUGGUCUGCUGAUAGAGGAUCCUCGCGAGCUUCGAAGUGGUUUGCAGACGACAUGGCAAGGGCGGGAGAACAUGAGCUCGUUGUCUCCCUCUGCAUCUUUUGUCGUCGGCUGCAACAGAUCGAAUGGCACCGCUCCACGCAUCCGUCGCCCGCCGCCCUUUACACCUCCUCCCCCGGUGGUGCCGUGUUAUCCCUCCAUGGAUUGGCUCCUCAUGAAACCUCCACCAGCUGUAAAAUACCAUCUCCACCAACACUUCUGUCCGCGCUGCCUGAGAGCGCCCAAAAAGCACCCAGCCGUUACAGAACGGCAGCUCCUUGUUUCCUUGCCCCAUUCCACCGCUUUGACCUAGUGGGGUUUGCCUUAUCUUGGUCCAUCCCCGGCCAAUUUAGUUGCUCCCCAAAACCAACCCCCACUUCCCCUCCUCCCCUUCCAUUCGAUGCUGCCAUCCGCGCGGUCCGUCGCUUUCUUCGCCGUGCUCCUGCUAGGGUUGCUCGUCUCCGGCGUGUUGACGCCCGUGGCGCUUGAUCGGUCGGCGGAGAGCGAAUCUUGGGGGACCGCACCUGCCGCCGCUGCUUCUGCUUCCCCUCUUCUUUCUCCUCCUACUCCUUGGCUUUCUCUUCCUGCUCCGCCUACUAGCGAGAUCUUCCAGGAAAAAAAAUGGACCGACCGGCCAUUGUCGGGGGAUUUGGUACCGGUCGAGGAGUCUCCUCCUUUUGUCCCGGAUCCCAAAUCGGCGUUGCUAUUGAGUUCGGCUGAAAGUAAGGAGGGCAGAUUCUUCCUCGCUUUGCCAAAUGGUACUAUCUAUUUCAUGAAUAAAUCUACAAAACCUCAGUGGGAGCUUUUGAUAGGGGUGCUACUAUCAUAUUCAUGGAGAUGUCCUUCAAAUGAUGAUCCUGAUUAUAUUGUGUUUUCUGAUAGCAAUGGGGAACUUUAUGAAUAUAGCAAGGAUGCUGGCAUAAGGAAACAUGACUGGACAGUGGAGGAAUAUAUGUCCAGAGGGCACCUGUGGUUGAAGGAUCAGUUAUCACCACUAGGCCAUGGCUUGUCAACGCAAUCUAUUUAUGGUCAUAGUUGGCUAUUUAUUCUCUCUGUGCCUAUAUUUGCAUUUUGCUGUUUUGGGUUGAGAAAGCUGUUCAAGAAUGAUAAAAAAUAUAAUGAUUUGAAGGAAAAGCAAUCUGUCGUUCCUAAGAAGAGAAAAUCUCGGAAGUCUGGAAAGUUGAAAAAUGCUACCAUCAGUGUUAGUCAUGACAGACAUACUUUAUCCAUGAAACAGAAUGUUGAAACCAAUGGGCAUAAUCAAAUUCAGGUCAAUGGAAGUUAUUCAUUUAUACCUGAUGGUGAUAGUGAUGGGCGUUGGGUUGGAAGACUUUUUGUUACAAAUAUUGAAAUCGGUCACGGGAGCAAUGGUACAGUCGUCUUUGAAGGAUUUUUUGGUGGUCGUCCAGUUGCUGUAAAACGGCUUCUUCGUGCACAUCAUGAUGUUGCCUUUAAAGAGAUUCAGCAUCUUAUUGCCUCUGAUCGACACCCAAAUAUUGUUCGGUGGUAUGGAGUAGAACAAGAUUUGGAUUUUGUGUAUAUCUCACUGGAGCGUUGUAUUUGCAGCCUAAGUGACUUAAUAUGCAUAUGCUCAGAUUCUUCUUCACAUUCAGUAUCUGUGGAAAAUCAAACUUCAAACUCUGUGGUUGAAGAUAAAGUUCAAUUAAGCUUGGUGAAAGGUAUCAGAAAGGAUGUUAACUUGUGGAGAUCAAAUGGGCUUCCUUCAAGCCAACUCUUAAAGAUAAUGAGAGAUGUAGUUUCUGGCCUUGCACAUCUACAUGAACUUGGAAUCAUACACCGGGAUCUAAAGCCUCAAAAUGUGCUAAUAAGCAAUGACGGACAUCUUAAUGCCAAGCUUUCUGAUAUGGGUAUAAGCAAACGCCUACUUGAAGACAUGUCUUCAUUGAGCCGUAAUGCUACUGGAUAUGGUACCUCUGGUUGGCAAGCACCUGAACAACUUCUUCAUGGGCGUCAAACACGAGCUAUGGAUUUGUUCAGUUUGGGUUGCAUACUAUUCUUUUGUAUUACCAAAGGAAAACAUCCAUUUGGCAAUCAUUUUGAAAGGGAUGCCAACAUUAUUCACAAUCGCAUGGACCUCUUCUUGGUGGAUCAUAUACCAGAAGCUGAACAUUUACUUUGUCAACUGUUACAGCCUGACUCAAAGAUGAGGCUGAAUGCGGUAGAAGUAUUGUGUCACCCUCUUUUUUGGAGUUCUGAGACACGACUUUCAUUUUUACGAGAUGUAAGCGAUCGUGUUGAAUUAGAAGACAGAGAAAAUGAAUCGGAGCUGCUAAAAUCAUUAGAAAAUAGUGCGCCAAAUGCAUUUGGUGGGAAAUGGGAUGAUAAGUUAGAUGUUGCAUUCAUUACAGACAUGGGUUGUUACAGAAAAUAUCGUUUCGAUUCCAUACGUGACCUUCUACGAGUAAUAAGAAAUAAGUUGAAUCAUUACUGGGUACUUCCAAAAGAACUCCAGAAGGAGCAUUUUUCACUUCGGCUUCAACUGUAUGAAAAAGAACUUGAAUUGGAUAUACUUGUUGGGAAACUCUUGGACCUGUUCCUCAAGGAUUUGAUAUGUACUUUGCAAGUCGAUUCCCAAAGCUCCUAAUUGAAGUCUACAAAGUGGUUUACCGAUUCUGUAAGGAAGAGGAUUACCUUAGCAAGUAUUUCCAAAGCAGCAGCCUUCUGUAGAUUCAGAUCUUCUGCUCCAAAGACUUGAACCAACGGAUUUGACUCGACAAUGCUGAUCAUUGUUGUAAAUAUUUUCGUGUUGUAAAACUAAUAUGAGAAGUGCUUGUUUUGUUCUCUCUAUCUCUCUCUCUUCAUUUGGCGAAGGAGGUAGGACUUCUUUUGCUUCUACUAGUAUCGAUUUUAGUUCUAAUCCAUGAUCGGUAGAUGUUUCUUCUCAUCUCUGUAUUGGAUGAUCUUUGAGUGUCGUUGGAUGAAUUGAAUGAGGCAUCCUUCCUCUUUCAUUAGGAUGCUUGUCUUCUUAGUUCUUGUAUAAGCGUAGAGUAGAUCGGUGCGUUCUUUGUGUA
This is a messenger RNA of Musa acuminata AAA Group (dessert banana), 3297 nucleotides long. Its product is annotated as serine/threonine-protein kinase/endoribonuclease IRE1a-like. The record is from RefSeq and is a predicted model, not a curated record. Gene Ontology annotation, cellular component: IRE1-TRAF2-ASK1 complex. NCBI's taxonomy places the organism in Eukaryota, Viridiplantae, Streptophyta, Magnoliopsida, Zingiberales, Musaceae. Gene Ontology annotation, biological process: intrinsic apoptotic signaling pathway in response to endoplasmic reticulum stress; mRNA processing; protein phosphorylation. Gene Ontology annotation, molecular function: ATP binding; protein serine/threonine kinase activity; RNA endonuclease activity. The transcript is spliced from 8 exons. The coding region runs from base 666 to 2870 and encodes 734 amino acids.